GUGAUUGUUGAUAGAUUGACCAAGACCGCCAGGUUCAUUCCCAUGAAUGAAACUUGGAGCAUGGAUAAGCUAGCGAAAGCCUACAUCAAGCAUGUGGUGAAGUAUCAUGGUGUACCCCGAGAUAUUGUAUCUGACAGAGACUCCAGAUUCCUAUCUCAAUUCUGGAGGGAACUUCAAGCUGCUAUGGGGACCACUUUGAAACUGAGCACAGCAUUCCAUCCUACUACGGACGGUCAGACCGAGAGGACUAUUCAGACACUUGAGGAUAUGCUGAGAGCCUGUGUGCUGGACUUGCAAGGAUCAUGGGACGAACACUUAGACCUAAUAGAGUUCUCGUACAAUAACAGUUACCACGCGAGCAUUAAGAUGGCUCCGUACGAGGCUCUAUACGGUCAAAAGUGUCGAAGUCCAUUGUGUUGGGGCGAUAUGGUAGACCAGGUUGUCUUAGGGCCGCAAUACUUGCAAGACACGAUGGAGAAGAUCAAACUCAUUCAGGCAAGGAUGAAGGCAGCGCAAGAUAGACAAAAAUCAUAUGCGGACCUAGGAAGAAAACCAGCUGAAUUUGAGGUGGGAGAGAAAGUACUUCUCAAGGUCUCUCCUACUAAAGGCGUUAUGAGAUUCGGGAAGAAGGGCAAGCUGAGUCCUCGAUUCAUCGGACCUUACGAAAUUCUAGAGAAGGUGGGAAGAGUGGCUUACAGAUUGGCUCUACCCACAGAAUUGAGUAAGGUACACGACGUAUUCCAUAUAUCCCAACUGAAGAAGUAUGUCCGUGAUGAGGCGCAUAUCCUAAACCCAGAGGUGAUCGAGUUGGAUGAAACCUUGACGUAUGAAGAGAGACCUGUGAAAAUCUUAGACACGAAGACACGUGAAACUCGGAGAAAGGCCAUUCGAAUGGUCAAAGUUUUGUGGUCAAAUCACUUGGCUGAAAACGCCACAUGGGAGACGGAGGAUGACAUGAGAAAACGUUAUCCUGAGCUAUUUAGUCAAG
This is a messenger RNA of Cuscuta europaea, 988 nucleotides long. The record is from the annotation of a GenBank genome assembly. Lineage: Eukaryota; Viridiplantae; Streptophyta; Magnoliopsida; Solanales; Convolvulaceae.